AUUGUGAUAAAUAUAUUGGACACUACAACGUUUCUAUGCGUAUAAUAUAUACGAUUAAUUUUGUGAAUAUUAACAUACGUACAUGUAUAUUUUUACCGUAUUCUUAGCUCUCACUGCACUCAAUGUUUGGUACUAGAUUUUUUUUUGUAUUUUACUGUUUCUCAAGUUUCCAUGUGCAAUAUACGGUACCUAUUGUAUACAUGCAUCACAUGCAUGUAUACAAUGUACAUAUUGGAUACAGGCCUACUGUAUUACAAUUAAUCAAUACAUUGUUAAUACUACACCUUUACACUCAUAGUGAAAAUGCUACUGUAGCAUAAUUCAACGUCAUUUGAUAUUACUUAACUUACCAACAUACAACGUCUGUUUUUAAUUUUUGUAAUUGCUUAUCUAUCAAUCUAAUCACGACGUCAAUUCCAAGUACAGUUCCAUACUUAUUAAGUUAAAGCAAUCCUAAAAUGUCCAUUAUGUUGUCAUUAUCUAGUGAGCAUAUACAGUAGGCGAACAAUGUAAAGGGUACUCAUAAAAUCUCUUUACAAUUGAACACAUUCAUUAAAAGCACAUUUUUUAAAAAUCGGUGGAAUCUGUGAAUAAAUCUGAUUCACAUAUGCCACCACUUUUUUAAUAGACUUUGUGAACACCCUGUAUGUAUUGUUUGUGGCCAUCAUCAUGUUAUUGGAAUUGUUACCACACAUGCUGUCGUUUCUGUAAUUGAUGUCACACGCAGAAACCCAGUUUCCAUGUCAUCAUUUUCCUGAAUACACACACACACACACUCACACACACGUACACUAAAGUGGUACGCUUCAGACACAUUAGACAGAGGAGGGUGGGGCGCCAGUAAAGAUUUCUUAAUGGGCUCUUUGGUCUUCUUGUCCAUCUGCUGCGAUGACAAACACGCAGCUUGUCCACAGCAGCCCGCUCUGCAAACAAGUCCUCCAUUUCACAUCAAAAAGCUCACUUCGAGCACCUUUCCCAAACCUGGAGCUUCACCUCUUCUUCCACUUUUUCCACUCACGAGGAUGAAAAAGUGAGAGGGUUUUAUUUUUCUGGAUUUCUUGAAGGAAUACGUGGAUGUCUGAUCACCUUCCAAGCACAUGGGGAGCCCCAUCCCAUCUGGACCCGAGUGACACCGUUCGUUCGGCCUCUGCGCUGACCUCACAGUCGGGAGGAUGCCGUCCCUGCACCACGGUGCCAUUUUCAUCGGCGCCUUCCUCAUCGUGACUGGCGGCUCCACCGCCUUCCUGGCCUCGUCACAGAGCCGCUUGCAGCCCUUCUCCCUGUGCUGCGUGGUGCUGGGGGUGGUCAUGCUCAUCCUGGGGCUCUUCUGGGCCAUGAACAGCAAGAGCACCUCCAACUACAACCAGCAGGAGUUUGACCCCGACUGCCCUCACUACCCUUACAAUGAAUACGCCGGCUACAGCAGCCAUGCCCUCUUUGCGCAUGACGGCAAUCGCUUCCCAGAGUCCCAGUCGGUGUUUCUGCCAGGGACUCUGGAUUGCCAAAGACAAGGCGCUCGCAGCGAGGACUUCGAUUAUCCCCCCAUGGAACCCGGCGGCUUCAGCCCACCGCCGCACCCCCCGCCCUGGCUGGGACCACCGCCUCCCUACGAGGUGGCCAUCAAAACCACAUGUAGCUCCACGCACCUGCGCCGCGCCUACUCCGACACGCACCUGGCCACCGAGCCGCUGUUCGGACGCUCCAGAGAGAUCAGCUUUGAGGUUUAAAAAA
Messenger RNA from Hippocampus zosterae (dwarf seahorse), 1731 nucleotides. RefSeq lists its product as uncharacterized. Lineage: Eukaryota; Metazoa; Chordata; Actinopteri; Syngnathiformes; Syngnathidae. Bases 1173 to 1727 code for a protein of 184 amino acids. The transcript is spliced from 2 exons. The record is from RefSeq and is a predicted model, not a curated record.